AUGUUUUCGUGUUGUCAAUCUCGCAAGUCGCGACACGGCGAAACCCAACCACUUCUCCCCCAACAUGAUGCCAACACCAAUUUGCAGCGAGAGCUGCAGGAUAAAUUGCACCACUACGAAAUGGUUCGGGCGAUGUAUUCGGGCUUCAUGCCAUCAUCUACUCAGAUCGUUUCACAUCUCCGUGCCUUACUGGUUUCAGAUUUGCUGAACCCAAACAAUCUGACUCUGAGCUCGGCGGGCCGGCAGCUAGCCAGGGAUUGCAGGGCCUGGAUUAGGGUUUUCAUCGAAUUCCUGCGCCAGAAAAAUGGAGAAGAUCAGCUGCAAGAAGCCAUCUGGAAUUUUUCAAGGUCAACUGCAUCCGUUGAUACUUCUGAUCUUGCUCAGAGGGUCUCGUUUGCAAAGGCGCGGGCAGACAGUACAGCUGCAUACGAAAGCCUGCGCACUAUAACGGGUCUUUUAAUGACAAACGCUGAUUUCCGUUUAUUAGUGGGUGACCUGACGACAGUCUCUCGCCAGAUAUUUGCGGACACGGCUGCCUCUGUAUCUGCAGCUGCAGCAGAAGUUUCACAACAGGUGGAACCCUCCGAAGCCCAGAAAGAUGCUAUUGGCGGAGAUUCUUCUAACGAAGAGCCACCUACGACUGAAGACGUUGCUGAGGAAGCAGAGAGAGUUGCAGACAUAACCAUACAAGGAGUUAGCCAGGCAAGCCGGGACGCUGUGGAUAGCACGAUGAGCAAUUUUUCUGGGAAACAGAGGAAGGCUAUCCUGCACCGUAUCAAACAAACAGUGGACAACCUGCGAAAAAGGGAAGAUUAUUCAAACUCUGCCAACACAAUUUCACAAAUUAUUCAGCAUUACUUAAUGAUAUAUUAUCGGCUUAUGGGCUCAACCGUUACUGACCUCGGAGAAGAUAUCGAGGUGAACAAAGAGCUCAAUCAAGCUAUUCGGAGCUUGUGGGCCUUUCUAUCGUCAUUUGGCGAACGGGAAGACUGGGAAAUCUUAGAGCAAAAUUUUUCGAAGCUGCUCAAAAACUACCAAGAUGAUGAAGAGUAUCAGGAGCUUUUUAACAAUAUUGGAUCCACCCUCUUCAGUUUAUUGACUGACCCUGACUUUUAUAACUCAGCUGAAGAAUCUAUCGAUUCAUUAAAGGAAAAGUUAAAGGUAGCCAGUACUGAUUCAAACCAAGAGCUAGCCAACUUUUUCGAUCAAUUAAAACAGACACUGCUAUCUGUUUCUCAAGACAAAAGUGUUGUUAAAAUUAUCGCUGCCUCCAAAGUUCUUAUGACGCAUUUGGUGGCAGCGUUCCGUGACGAUCGCAGUCGGUUACCAGCCGAUAUAUUGCACAUAUUUUUGCCAAUUCUGAUUCGAGCCGUGCAGCAUAUCCCGAUUCCAAGAUUGGAGGUUUCUGUCCCCGAAAUGGAUCUUCUGCUUGAGAAUGUGAUUCUGGAGCCUGGCCAUACCAUCCACGCAUCUUCAUUCCUUCCAUAUCGCCUGCUCUUCACGGCCACAAAUAACUUUGAGCUUCGAAAGACCCACUCUAAGGAAACCACCUCUGCAAUGACAAAUAUAAUAAAUAUUACAUUGAAUGGACUUAAUAUUAGCGCGCAGGAAUUUGGGUAUUGGGUUCGCGUGCACUCGCCCCCUUACCUUCCAUACUUUGGUGAUGAAGGAAUAGCAAGUUUUGCGCUCGACAAGCGUGGAAUUGACAUAUCUCUUGAGAUUGCUAUCGGCAAACAACGUUUAGAACAAGUGUUCUCUCUGCGAGCUGUUCGUGUUUGCAUCCACAAACUCGAUUACACCAUCAAAAAGAGCAGCUGGUCCUAUCUCUGGUGGAUUGUCAAACCGUUCGUCAAGCAUAUGGUUCGCCGCACCCUGGAGAAGAAGAUUGCAGAGCAAAUCGUGGCUGCAGCGCAUGUCAUCAAUCGCGAGCUUGUGUUUGUGCGAGAGCGUUUGAGAGCGGCGAGAAUUGCCGACCCUGAUAAUUUCCUGACCUUUGUCAAAGCUGUGAUAACAAGAAUGACACCUACCCAGGAACCAGACGUGUACACCAGGGUGGGAGUCGAUGCGCCACGCCAAGGCGUAUUUGAAAAUGUGUAUACGCCUGCCAGCUUGAUGAAAAUCUGGCAUGAAGAGGGAGAAAGAGCUGACGAACUUGUUGAUGGUGGAGAUGAAAGUGGUGUGAGGCUUACUUGGAGAAAUCGGAUUUUCGAUUAUUUGUCGUCCAGACGCCCUUCCCAACAGCCCCUUCGAACGGUUUGA
Molecule: messenger RNA, 2259 nt
Organism: Ophidiomyces ophidiicola
Lineage: Eukaryota; Fungi; Ascomycota; Eurotiomycetes; Onygenales; Onygenaceae
Exons: 2
Coding region: 1-2259 (752 amino acids)
Molecular function (GO): lipid binding
Source: RefSeq, a predicted model, not a curated record